GUAACGAGCAUUAUAAAUCACUUAGAACCAGGUACCGCAUAUGAAGUUGGUGCUAUCCUUAUAACAAACGAUGGGAAUUUCAAUGACCAAGACAUAAUAUACGGUCAAUAUAAUACGACUUGUAAGCAACCGAAAACCACAGAUUAUAAUGUUAAAUUAGUCAGUGGAAUAAAAAGUCUCAACAUAACAUGGGAUACUAUACAAUCUAGUCGAUAUGAAUGUGAUGUUACUGAAUACGUUUUGACAUUAAAUUCUAAAGAUAUCGAAACUCAGGAAAUAUUUUCAUGUCCAGGUAGUGAUCUAUAUUUAAACGAUUUACUCCCGGGCAUUGAAUAUAAAAUACAAUUAACUGGAAAAACAAUGAAUGGAUUGUUAGAGUCGUCGCCCGUUUAUUCAGCAUUUCCUCUUAUGAAACAAAAUGAUGCAGAAAUAACAAAUAUUUCUACCGUAAUAACAAAUGAAAAAAUCAAAGUAUUCUGGAAUAUAUUAACUUCAAAUCAGCAAAUUGAUACAAUUAAUGGACCAUUAACAUUUACAGUGAAAUACAAAUUGACGAGAGUUCUUAGUUGUUCAUUGAAAGAAAUAGAGAACGAAUGGACUUCACUGACAAUUGUGAAUGGAACUAGUUUUGAAAUAUUCGAUACAGUUCCUAAUGCUCAGUACACUAUACGAAUUUUUGUCGGUAAUGAUGAUAGUGAAAUUCGUUCACAGAAUAUUGUUUAUGCAUUUACACCACUGUCAAGGCCAGAAACCAAACCUAUAUUAGACAUCGAUCAUCCUAUAUAUGUAUCGAACAACUCUGUGUAUGUUAAAUGUAAUGUUGAUCAAAAGGAAUGUUCAAAAUUAAACGGAUUUUUCUCAAAAUUCUACUUCGUUUUAAAGGACCAAGAUAAAAUGAUCUUACGAAAGAAUGAAACAAAAGAAAAUAAUAUUUACAUUGAUAAUCUAAAAUCAAACACAUUUUAUGAACUUAAUGUAUUUAUAAAAACAAACUAUGGCCUUAAUACUGAAUAUUUUCUGGCCAUCAACUUUAAGACUAAAAAUGAAAGUAAGAUAAUUUUUAAUCAGGAGAGUCAAAAACGGUUAAUUUUUCUCGGGGUUCGGGUAACUGUUUAAAACCGGGUUUUAUUU
Molecule: messenger RNA, 1131 nt
Organism: Sipha flava (yellow sugarcane aphid)
Lineage: Eukaryota; Metazoa; Arthropoda; Insecta; Hemiptera; Aphididae
Exons: 5
Molecular function (GO): protein binding
Source: RefSeq, a predicted model, not a curated record